Messenger RNA from Canariomyces notabilis, 626 nucleotides. RefSeq lists its product as uncharacterized. The record is from RefSeq and is a predicted model, not a curated record. Bases 111 to 518 code for a protein of 135 amino acids. The transcript has 2 exons. NCBI's taxonomy places the organism in Eukaryota, Fungi, Ascomycota, Sordariomycetes, Sordariales, Chaetomiaceae.
AGGUACCCAGACAGUCGACACAUCAGUUUUCGAGUCGCUUGGGGAAGAGCGCUGCAGACACAGAUCGGUUCCUGCCCAUAAAGCUAGGUAGGUAUAUUUCUUCAUACAAGAUGGCGCAUCCUUGGCGGACGCACACCAGACAGAAAAAGUUCAUUAGUUCAAGCAGAGUUUGCCGCCACGAAGCACGGAAAGUGAGACUUGGGCCGAUCUUCGGGAUAAGCCGAAGCCAUCUGCAAAGCCCGCUGGUCGUCACCCGCAAUGUGGCGUAUGUUGUCAAGACAUGCUGGCCACAGCCAAGGCGAGGCACACCAAUAUUUCUCUCAGCUCAGCCGCCUUUGUUCACCCCCAUGCUGAGUUACGGCGCAAAGUGCACGGAACUGGACGUCCAAUUGAUAUGGUUCAUAUUGCCGCCUUUGGUCAUCUGUAGAUACAUGGUUGUAAUGACCUGCUGGAGUUUCAUUUUGAUUUCAAUAGUUUUUGCUUGUGACAUGGAUCCUGUCCGCAUGGCGGGGCGAUAACCGGACCUGACGCAGCAUAGAUUCAAUUAGAUCUUCGACGCUAGCUACAAAGUAAAUAAGUCUUUAGAAUAAUCGAAAAGAAACACUGAUGGCACCUGACUAAGGUAA